Drechmeria coniospora is the source of this 2679-nucleotide messenger RNA. RefSeq names its product C6 zinc finger domain protein. NCBI's taxonomy places the organism in Eukaryota, Fungi, Ascomycota, Sordariomycetes, Hypocreales, Ophiocordycipitaceae. The record is from RefSeq and is a predicted model, not a curated record. Gene Ontology annotation, molecular function: zinc ion binding; DNA-binding transcription factor activity, RNA polymerase II-specific. The transcript has 6 exons. Gene Ontology annotation, biological process: regulation of DNA-templated transcription. The coding region runs from base 1 to 2679 and encodes 892 amino acids.
AUGGAACCAUUAGCAAUUUUCACUUCACUUGCAGACCAGUAUACAGUAGUAUUAUCAGUACUAGGUUCCGGUACACCUGCAGGUUCCGGUACACCUGCAGGUUCCGGUACACCUGCAGGUUCCGGUACACCCGCAGGUUCCGGUACACCCGCAGGUACCGGUACAUCCACUGGCACGUACGGCGGCACAACCAUCGAGUACAUGUACAACUACGGCACGCCGACUCCGUACUCCGUGCAGCACGACCUCCUGUCAAGGUGGCGAGGCCAGCCUGUCGCCGGCUUCCUGUGCACGCAUCCCCCCGUCUGCCGUGCUUGCGGCCGACUCCAUCGUUCGCAUGCCGUCCUCGCCUCGCCAACCGUGACACCGGCGGCUCCUCCAACUUCCAUACGACACGUCGGGGCCCCCGUCGGAGGCGGCCGUGCAGCGCUGCCGCGACACCACUGCCCAUCACGAGCGGGCCACGCCUCGCCACCCGCUGGCCACGCCUCGCCACCCGCUGGCCAGCGGUUCCCAAGCACGACAGCGGGCGUGCCGGGUGCUGUCGUUUCGGGCACGGAGGGCAGCCAUGGAGAUUCAGUUUUCUCUUUCCCUGACGGGUGCCGACCAGAGCAGCUCGACGCCGUCACCCACCGCCAGGUCGACCUGGUCGGCGUCGAGAGCCGCGGCCACGCACAGGUUUGCUCUCGAGUCCAGGACGAGACACACCCGUCGCAGCUCGGUGCGAGCACGCACCGGCUGCAGCACCUGAAACGACAUGUCAAGUGCGAUGAGACGAGGCCGGCCUGUCUCAACUGCCUCAAGUGGCGAGGCUACUGCGGCUCAUACGCCCGCGAGGCCGCCGACUCUCCAGCCUCGGUCGCCGGUGCGCCGGACAAGGCGAGGACCAGCCCGAAGCCCGUUGCCGCCGCGAGCGCUGCUCUGCUCCUGACCGAGCCGACCUUCCACGCCCUUCGCUUCGCCAGCGUCGAGCAACGGGCGUACUUUGACGAGUGGUGUGCCCUAUCCGUCAACUUCCUGAGCGGUGGUCUGGGCCGAACGCGGCUGUGGACGGUGACGAUGCCCCAGCUGACGUUGGAGGAGAGGACGCUUCGCUACGGCGCCAUGGCCGUCGGCGCCAUGCGCAAGGCCCGCGAGGUGGCUGCCGUCGGCGGCAACGAGCACUACCUCAACGCCGUCGUCUACUACUGCGAAGCCCUCCGCCUGCAGUCCAAGGCGAGGCCGACCGAGGAGGGGCUGAGGACCGCGCUCCUCUCGUCGCUGCUCUUCAUCUGCUUCGAGACGCAGCGUGGCAACGUCGCCGCCGCCCUCAAGCACGUCACCCACGGCUUCAGCAUGCUCAACGAGCUUGCCGCCUGCACCGAAAUGGCGCCCGCCCUGGUCCGCAUCGCCCCGGCCCCGCCCGCCCUGGUCCAGGAGAUUCUGGACUGCUACAAACCCCUCGAGAUGCAGUCUCGCUCGUUCUUGGGCUCCUACAGGAAAUUCUUCUUUCCCCCUCAGCCGCCGCCGCCGCCGCCACCGCCGCCGAGCGAUGCGCCCUCCGGCUCGCCGGCUGCUCCGCCAAAGUCGUCGCCGUGGCCGUCGCCCAUGCCGUCGCCGCACGCCGUCGCCGCACGCGCGCCCACCUCCCGGUCGCCGCGGCUCGGCCUUCCGAGUCCGCAAAGCCCUUGCAGCCCGGCGUCGGCGGCAGGCGCCGCUGGAGCUGCACCUGGAGACGUUCCCCUGUCGGGCAGACCCUCGCGCCCGCCGGGCAUCCUGCCCUUCACGAAGCUCACGCCCUACUUUCGACCCAAGCUCACGCGCAUCACGGAGUUGCGAGAUUUGCCACCCGCCUUCCGUGACAUGGACGAAGCCCACGGGUACUGGGCCCUGGUGCAGAGAAGCAUGGUGCGGAGCAUUCCCAUGCUGAGCAUGGUCACCUCGCGCCUUGCCCUGACCAAGGCGGCCAGCGAGGCGGAGGUGGAAUCCAAGUUGGCGACGGUCAAGCAGAACCCCGACGUGUCCGAGUUCGUCGCGACGUCGCGGCGCUGGCUUCGGAGCUGGAGCGACGCCUACGAGCCGCUGUUCCGGGAGGCAUGUCGGAACUCGAGCAAGCACUCGGACGUGCACCUCGAGGCCCUGAACCUCCGCGUCGAGUAUCUCCUCCUCUACAUCUACACCACCAUCCCCCGCUUCUCCGGUCUCGGCACCGCCAAGGGCCUCACGACCCAGUAUCGCGAGAUCAAUCGACUUGCCGAGACGCUUCUGUCGGCCACGCCCAGCUGUGGCUUCGCCAUGGACUCGGGCUGGACCUGGCCGCUCUUCGUCUCGGCCUUUGCGUGCAGGGAUGCCGCCGUCAGGGCCGAUGCCAUCCGGAUCCUCGGACAGUAUCCGAUCCGAAAUGCGCUGCGAGACAGCCGUGUCUUCCGGGCGAUUGCCCUGAAGAACGAAGAGGUCGAGGCGGCCGUCGCCAUGGACGGCCACGAAGCCGACCAGUGGCUUCGCCUGAGGAGGAGGGAACUGGUCUUUGAGGAUUUCGGCACGAGCAUCAUCUACCGUUCACCGCGGAAGAACCCGGCCACGGGUCAGUGGGACCUUGUCGAGGAAGUCGCAGGGUUCAACGUCGGAUCGGACGGAAAGCUUCAUUGGCAAACGCAGCCCAUUUCCGAGUCGGCCUCGAUCCUGUCGGGUGUUUGUUGA